This is a messenger RNA of Arachis ipaensis, 1992 nucleotides long. The record is from RefSeq and is a predicted model, not a curated record. Lineage: Eukaryota; Viridiplantae; Streptophyta; Magnoliopsida; Fabales; Fabaceae.
AUGAGUAAAGCGCUGCAAGGAGCAGAACUUAGGUACAACAAGUUGGAGAAACUGGCACUAGUGCUCCUAACCUCUUCCCGCAGGCUACGACAAUACUUCCAAGGUCACCAAGUGGUCGUAAGAACGGACAAGGGAAUGUCUCAAGUGCUCCAAAAACCCGACCUAGCGAGAAGGAUGAUGACCUGGGCCAUCGAGCUAUCCCCAUACGAUUUAAGGUACGAGCCUCGACAUGCAAUUAAGGCGCAAGCAAUGGCAAACUUCCUAGUGGAAGUAACCAGAGACCCAACCGAGGACACGGACACACGGUGGAAGCCCCAUGUAGAUGGAGCCUCCAAUCAGACGUUCGGGGGCACCAGAAUCAUAUUAGAAAGCCCAAUCGGGGUCAUCUACGAACAAUCGGUCAAGUUCGAGUUUCCCGUAUCGAACAACCAAGCAGAGUAUGAAGCCCUCCUAGGCGGCUUGAUCUUAGCCCGGGAAGUUAGGGCUACGAGGCUAGAAGUAUGUAGUGACUCACAGAUCGUCACGUCGCAAGUGAAUGGAAGCUACCAAGCUAGAGAUUUGCUAUUACAGAAGUACUUGGAGAGGGUUAAAGAACUGAGCAAACAGUUUGAGGAGGUCAUGGUCCAACACGUUCCGAGGGAGAGGAACACACGGGCAGACCUCCUAUCCAAGCUAGCGAGCACGAAACCUGGAACCGACAACCGCUCCCUCAUUCAAGGCAUCACGAGAGAACCAGCGAUUGCCCUCCACCUGACCAAGAUAAGCCUCUCCCGGAUGGACUCCAUCACCAAUUUCUUGCAAAAUGGCAAACUCCCUGGAGGCGAGAAGGAAGCUAAAGUGUUAAGAAGGGAGGCUGCCAAAUACAUGGUCAUACAGGGCCAACUGUUCAAAAAGGGACUUAGCCAACCUUUGCUGAAGUGCCUACACCCCGACCAGACGGACUACGUGCUCAGAGAAGUCCACGAGGGGUGCUGUGGUCACUACAUCGGGGGCAAAGUCCUAGCAAGGAAGCUCAUCCGAGCUGGAUAUUACUGGCCGUCAAUGAUAGAAGACUCCAAGGAGUUCGUGAAAAAAUGCGUCAAGUGCCAAGAGAACGCUAACUUCCACAGAGCACCGGCCACCGAACUGAGCCUGAUGACGUCCUCCCGACCCUUCGCACAGUGGGGAAUCGACCUCUUGGGACCCUUCCCGGUUGGCCCAGGGCAAGUCAAAUAUCUCAUAGUCACCGUCGACUAUUACACCAAAUGGAUAGAGGCUGAGCUAUUGGCCACCAUCUCCUCGUCUAAUUGCAAAAAGUUCAUGUGGAGGCAGGUGAUAACUUGGUUCGGCAUCCCGGAGGUCAUCAUCUCAGACAACGGGACGCAAUUCACCGAUAAGAAUUUUGUAGAGUUCCUCGCCGGCUUGGGCAUCAAACAGAAAUUCUCCUCGGUAGAGCACCCCCAGACAAACGGACAAGUCGAGUCCGCAAAUAAGGUCAUCUUGCUGGGCCUCAAGAAGCGGCUAGACAACAAGAAGGAAGCGUGGGCUGAUGAGCUCGCCUCAGUCCUCUGGUCCUACUGUACAACCGAGCAGUCCGCCACGGGAGAAACCCCCUUCCGCCUGACAUACGGGGUGGACGCAAUGAUACCCGUAGAGAUCGGUGAGUCGAGCCCACGGUUACUUCUCAAAGGGGUGGAAGAAGUUGUAGAGAAGGACCUAGUAGAUGAAACCAGGGAGAAGGCCCACCUGUCAGAAGUAGCACUAAAGCAAAGAAUGGCCCUAUGCUACAACACCAAAGUGCUCAAGAGGGAUUUCGAGCAAAACGACCUCGUCCUACGGCGCAAUGACAUUAGCCUACCGACCCAGGGAGAAGGCAAACUGGCGGCAAACUGGGAAGGCCCCUACAGGGUCAAAGAAGUGAUUGGCAAAGGCGCCUACAAAUUGGAGAAGCUCGAUGAAAGAGAGGUCCCGAGAACCUGGAAUGCGGGUAACCUGAGAAGGUUUUACCCCUAG